GAUUGGCUGAAGCGCGCCUCUGGUUUCCGGGGCCGCUCUGUUUUUAUUAUUGCUUUAUCGUUUCUGUUUGGUGACACUGGAUCAUCUGCGCUCUGCUCGCGUCAUGGCGCUUUUCUGGCUCACCGCAGCGCUGCUCACGGUCCUCCUCAGCCCGGGUUCCUCCAGGAUGGUCCCAGGUCUCACAGCCCUCAGACCCAAACACCAGUCCACAGACAUGUGCUCUGAGUGCAGUGGCCUUCUGCUUCUGUCCACCAACAUGAUCUCCAGCUCCAGCACCAAGACGGCGAUGUAUGACGCCCUGCUCGCUCUCUGUGGGCGGCUCCCUCCUGUCCAGGCCUCAAUGUGUCAGAAGCAGGUGGACACUCAUCUGGCCUCUGUUCUGCAGCAGAGCCAGAGCCCUGAUAAAUCGUGUGGACUCUUCGGCCUGUGUGCUGACACCAAAGAAGUACCUGACCUCAGUGAAAGCAGAAGUGAGAAGGAGCAGUUCAGUCCUGUGUGCACACUGUGUGUGAUGGUCGUGAAGAAGCUGGAGGCUCUGCUGCCCAAGAACAUGACUGAGGACGCCAUCCGCAGCCUGCUGGCAGAUGUGUGCGCUCUCAUGCCCAAGUCCUAUGAGCAGCAGUGUGAGGACUUUGUGGACAAGUACGGAGACGACAUCGUGGAGUUCCUCCUCUCCUCCGCCGCUCCUCACACCAUCUGCACUCUGCUCCACCUGUGCUUGCUCAACGACACGCCGGCACCACAAGCCUCAUUACCAUCAGACUGUGACUCCUGUCGCACCCUGUCAGUCCUGAGUCGGGUUCACCAGGGUCUGAACCAGGAUCUGAACCAGACUGAGGCCCAGAGGGAGGCCUUCCUCUGGUCUGUGUGUGACCUGUACCCCCGCGCCAUCCCCAAGUGUGAAGCUUUCAUCAGAGUGUACAGUUCUGAGCUGCUCCGGGUCCUGGGGCCUCAGCAGGACCACUCUGACCCCUGUGAGAGAGCAGAGCUGUGCGUGUCCAGGAAGGAGACUCCUCUUCUGGGGCAGAGGCGCUGCACGUGGGGCCCCAGCUACUGGUGCAGAGACAUGCAGACAGCCCAGGAGUGCGGGAACCAGGCCUUCUGUAAGAAAUUUGUUUGGAAGUAGAUCACCUGCUGUUCACGCCCUGUUACUGCUUCUCCUGACUAUUGCACUGAAGGUUCUGCUGAUUUUGUUUUAUAAUGACAAAUAUUCACAUCAUGUCUGUUUUACUGUGUGUGCUUCAGCCUACAACAGUGCUGUCACUAGUCAAAUGAAUGUCACUGCAUGUUCUCUCUGUUACAAUUACACACCACUAAUACGCUGGGCUCACUGUGUACAGCUUGAAGAUCAAAUUUUACAUUUUGGGGGAAGGCUUAUUUAUUUACAGCCAGUAACUUUUGAAAAUCUGAAUAAGAAUAAUGCAAAAUAACAAAACAAUACACAAACCUGAUUAGGGAGUGGGUCUAUAGACUUCACAUAUUCAACUUCUCCUUUUCAAAUGACAAAAAUGUGCUGAAAGAGGACACUUUGACCUUAAUUGCCUUUUUCCUGACAAAGAUGCUGAACUUUUUCUCAGUUUUUUGAAGAUAACUCAGUGCUACAGAGAUAUUAAAGACCCUAUAUUACACUAAAUGGACUCUUAUGAACGUUUAGUCAUGUUGGAAUGUAGCUACCUCCACAGAAACAGAUCUGGAGUUGUGUUUAGUUUCAUUCACGCGAUUGAAUAACUCUGCUUCUCGAAAGCUCAAAACACUCUGUCACACCUCGUGUUAACUUGAAAAUUGCCACUUUAUGAUAACAGCUACCUUUGACCUGUAGUUCAGUAGAGAUUAGAACUUGACGAUUCUAGUGACGGUGUUUGGAAGUUUUAAAACACAGUGGAGCACUUCAUGUAUUACCACCUAAGAUCAGUGUUUUCUGUUUGAGAGAAGAAAUCAGCUUCACUGUGAAUGAAACAAAACACAACUCCAGGUCUGUUUGUGACGAGGAAACAUUAUAACAACAUAAUAUGGGCCCUUUAACUAUAAACCAGGUGAAAACAUAUAUUUAAACAAUUCUGCUGUAGAUUUUCACCUGUUGCAUGGCACAAUUUUACUAUAAACUUAGAAUAUUUAGUCAUGUGAACCCAAGCGAUACAAUGAUAAAGAAACACAACACAGAUUAAUCGAUUUGUUGUUUUAUUAAGAAACACAUUAUUCCAGAUAUAACAGUGAAAAAUAUGAAAAUGUACACGUUUGCUGUACUAUGCUUAUGAAAUAAACUACUCCCUCUCCUCUG
Molecule: messenger RNA, 2278 nt
Organism: Boleophthalmus pectinirostris (great blue-spotted mudskipper)
Lineage: Eukaryota; Metazoa; Chordata; Actinopteri; Gobiiformes; Gobiidae
Gene: sftpbb
Product: surfactant protein Bb
Exons: 11
Coding region: 104-1126 (340 amino acids)
Biological process (GO): sphingolipid metabolic process
Cellular component (GO): lysosome
Source: RefSeq, a predicted model, not a curated record